Molecule: messenger RNA, 1237 nt
Organism: Amphibalanus amphitrite
Lineage: Eukaryota; Metazoa; Arthropoda; Thecostraca; Balanomorpha; Balanidae
Product: testis-expressed protein 9-like
Exons: 1
Coding region: 42-1046 (334 amino acids)
Source: RefSeq, a predicted model, not a curated record
AGGUGGCUCAUUGGCGACAGCAAGACAAUAAGACAUUCGCCAUGGACGAAUCUGAUGACGCGGCAUUGAGAGACAAGGAGGAGUAUUACAGAAAACUGAAUGAAUCACUCAAGUCAAAGGCAGCAUCCUUAAUCGCACAAGCGGAAAAAGCGCUCAAAGAUCAGACCGAUGUGUCAGAUUCAUUAGAGCUACCUGCGGUUAAACACGUGAGACAAGGGACAGCGAAAAUGACUGCCGAUGACGAGCCGGACCCAGUUCUGCCUUGUAAACUCGGCGAGCCAUACCAGGUUACGCUGCAGCCAAAGACGGAUGCCCUCGUACCUGACCAUGGCUCAGACACAGACGACAGCCUCGUCGAGGCAUUCGACUGUCUUGAAGCCAACGAUGAGCCAAAUAGCCAGAGCGCGUCGUCGAUCGCAUCAAAGAAUCUGAGUAGCGCAGCGCAGGCGCGGCUGUAUCAAGCAAAGCUACGAGUGACAAAAGCCGAGCUCACUCGUCUCAAGGUGCAGUAUGACAAAUUACUGAAGCAGAAUAACGUUCUUUCCGAUAAGUUGAAAGUCUCUGAGAGAGAAGGUCAAAGUGUCAUCUCAGGGUCGCAAAAACAGGCUGCAGAGAUCAGCAGAUUGAAGAAGGCCCUGGAUGAUGCUAACAAUGAAGUGCAGAAGUUCAGAAGUGAGUGCGUCUCGUGGAAAAGAGAUGCAGAAAACAACGUGAAAGAAGCACAGGCAGCAUGCAAAUCAAACUCCCAGACAGAAAUAAAGCUAAAGAGAGCGAACGAGGACGUUGAGAAACUUAAGCUUGCCCUCGAAGCCGAGAAGAGGCGAGCUAGGGACUCAGCUGAGGCGAUGAAAGAAAAGGUGGCCUCCUUGGAAAGCUCCAACAAGCAGCUCGACAAGCAGCGGCAAGAGCUAAUUGCUGGAUUCAAAAAGCAGAUGAAGCUGAUCGAUGUGCUCAAACGACAGAAGCUUCACUUGGAAGGUGCGAAACUGCUGCAGAUCUCAGAAGAGGAGUUUCUCAAAGUGGUAGAUCUCACUUUGAACGAAUGACAAAGUCGUGGAAUACUCUAGUCACCCAAUCGCUUUUUCAGUUUCUCGUCAUCCGCGUCAUCCACAUCGCACAUGCGUAUUGCACAUGCACUUCAUAAAGUGGAAAAUGAUUAAUAUGUACACAUUACCCACAGUUUAUCGUAUGCGUGUUCCCUCUGUUUUGCUCCAAUAAACAAGUACCUUGAUGUGAA